AUGGCUUCUACACACCCUCAAGCUGCUCCUUACCACCGCCCCAUUGUCAUAUCUGGGCCUUCGGGAGUUGGUAAAGGCACCUUGAUUCAAAAGCUCAUUGACUCGCAUCCGGGAAAAUUCUCUUUGGGUUUUUCUCAUACGACACGAAAGCCACGCCUUGGAGAGGUCGAGGGUAUGGCAUAUAAUUUUGUUCCUCGGUCUGCGUUUUUGAAUCUGCUUGAAAACGACAGUUUCAUCGAACACACCUACUUCAGUGGAAAUUAUUGCGGCACAAGCAAGGAGAACAUUGCGUCUCAGCAAAAACAAGGCUCUAUAGUACUGCUUGAUAUUGACAUCGAGGGAAUCAAAACAAUCACGAAAUCCCAAAGCCUCCAUGCUCGCUACGUUUUUAUUAAACCCACAAACUUUCGCACGCUAGAGUCCCGGCUUCGCGCCCGCGGCACGGAGGUCAGUAGAUCAAAAGCAUUGUCAUUGGCUUGA
Molecule: messenger RNA, 480 nt
Organism: Fusarium venenatum
Lineage: Eukaryota; Fungi; Ascomycota; Sordariomycetes; Hypocreales; Nectriaceae
Product: P-loop containing nucleoside triphosphate hydrolase protein
Cellular component (GO): cytosol
Molecular function (GO): GMP kinase activity
Source: RefSeq, a predicted model, not a curated record